This is a messenger RNA of Tigriopus californicus, 1453 nucleotides long. RefSeq lists its product as uncharacterized. NCBI's taxonomy places the organism in Eukaryota, Metazoa, Arthropoda, Copepoda, Harpacticoida, Harpacticidae. The record is from RefSeq and is a predicted model, not a curated record. The transcript is spliced from 3 exons. Bases 67 to 1368 code for a protein of 433 amino acids.
CUUGCAUUCCAUGAAUAUUCACUUAGUCCUUAUUUGUGAUAACAACAUACUCUAUCAAAAGAAGAAAUGGAGCACAAGACAUUGACCAAAGCCAAAUUCUUGGAGAUUCUCAAGAAGAAAGAAGCUACUGAGGAUGUUCAGCUGGAUAAAGUGGAGUUGAAAUCUGGUGCAGAAAAGGGUCAAAACUACUCUGGCCUUGUGGUGGCUUGCCAUUUGGAAGCUAAGGUCAAAGGCCAACCCAAGACUUACGACUGGAUGGCCAAAGUACCUUUGGAUGAUCCGACCAAGUUUGAUUGGCUUCGAAUGACUCAUAUGGAAGAAAAAGAGUUGGGAUUUUAUCAAGACGUCAUCCCUGCCUUGAAGGACUUCAUCACCAAAAAAGGCUCAGCCAUUCAGUUGGGCUUUUGUCCAUUUGUAUAUGGCGAAUUCAAUAAGGACAUUCCUAAAGAAAAAGUUGUGCAAAGUUCCAUGAUCAUCAUGGAACAUCUCGGUCAGAUGGGUUUCUCUGAACCCGUCAAUAAGAAAUCUGGGCUUGACUUGGAUCAUGUCAAAUUAGUGAUGAAGUCUCUGGGAGAAUUCCAUGCAGCCUCACAUGCAUUUUAUAAGGCCAAAUACGGUGGCUUCGAGAAUAUCGUCGACAAAGACCCCAUCCAAACCAAAGACUACUUUGCCGAAAUUAUGGCGCAUUUCAAUGAUACUUUAGCCGAAGGCUUUUUUCUAACUUUCUCAAAUAUUGGUGAAGAUGGACACAAAUAUGUGGAAUCUUACAAACGAUUCGCUAAAGACGUAAUCGAUCCACUAACCCUACGAGACCAAUUGAGCGGUCCCACCGUUUGCAAAUUCAACGUGCUUUGCCAUGGUGACCCAUGGUUCAAUAAUAUGAUGUUCAAAUACGACGGACAAAAGCCUACUGAGGUUUGUCUAUUGGAUUUGGCCCUCACCAAAUGGGCCUCCCCAACCAUCGAUUUGUCCUAUUUCUUGUACAUGUCAACCACACCCGAGCUUCGGCAAGCUCACAUGGAUGAGAUCAUGGACUACUAUCACAAAUGCCUCACCAAAUCUCUCAAGGAACUGGGCGAGGAUCCAAGUGUCUUAAGCCUCAGCGAGUUAAAGGCUGAUUACAAGAAAUGCUCCUUCUUCGGAUUUAUGAUGUCAUUACUUGUUUUGCCCUUGAUAUUGGCUAAGAAAGAAGAUACCAUUGGCUCUGAAGAAUUGCCUGGCGAUUUCGCCGAUUCAGAGGCUAUGGAGAAAUUUGCUCAAAUUCACAAUGAUCGAACCAAGGUUACAAUGAGCAAUGAGCCUCAAAUUGGCCAUCGGAUUUCCCGGGCGUUUUUGGAAAUGGUGGAUAAUGGUUAUUUCACCCUAUAGAACAGUUCAAGUAUUGAAUUGUACAAUGUUGGCAGCCCGUUUUUUGCGUUUUAGUGUCAAGAAUUAAAGAUAUCUAGAAAACUGA